Molecule: messenger RNA, 2329 nt
Organism: Lacerta agilis (Sand lizard)
Lineage: Eukaryota; Metazoa; Chordata; Lepidosauria; Squamata; Lacertidae
Gene: OTUD3
Product: OTU deubiquitinase 3
Exons: 8
Coding region: 87-1232 (381 amino acids)
Biological process (GO): protein deubiquitination
Molecular function (GO): cysteine-type deubiquitinase activity
Source: RefSeq, a predicted model, not a curated record
GAAGUGGGCGUGGCGCGCAGGCGCAGUAACGAGAACAGCGUUCGCCGCCGACUGACAGGAGCCGGUUUUCGGACUCUCCCGCGACAAUGUCCCGCAAGCAAGCGGCGAAGGCCCGGCCGGGGAAGGCGGAGACGGAGCGGAAACGGGACGAGCGAGCGGCUCGGAGGGCGCUGGCGCGCGAAAGGCGGAACAGACCCCAGGCCGAGGGCGAAGGAGGCCUGGCCGGGCAGCUGCUGGCGCUCGGGCUGCGCCUCAGGGAGGUGCCGGGCGACGGGAACUGCUUGUUCCGGGCUCUUGGGGACCAGCUUGAAGGUCACUCCCGGGACCACCUCAAACACCGCCAGGAAACUGUGGACUACAUGAUAAAGCAACGGGAGGACUUUGAGCCUUUUGUGGAGGAUGAUGUUCCUUUUGAGAAGCACGUUGCCAAUUUGGCACAGCCUGGAACUUUCGCUGGCAACGAUGCCAUUGUAGCCUUUGCGAAGAACAAUCAAGUCAAUGUUGUCAUCCACCAGCUCAAUGCCCCUCUGUGGCAGAUUCGUGGAACAGACAAAAGCAACGCUCGAGAGCUGCACAUUGCAUAUCGAUAUGGAGAGCACUAUGACAGCGUCCGGAAGAUUAAUGACAACUCUGAGGCUCCUGCCCGGCUACAGACGGAGAUGUUGUGCAGAAACGAAUGUAAUAAAAAAGAGAAGGAGGAAGCAGAAUCAGAAGAGGAAGUCCAAGACGAAAUUGAGGAUGCUGUCCAGAAAGUGCGGAAUGCAACCGGCUGUCUGGAUGCUGAUUUAAUCCUCCGGAUCCUUGAAACAGAGGACUACAAUAUCGAGUCUGCAAUAUUUGUUGUGUGUCAGAUAAAUGAAGUAAAAAGGCUCCAUGCUGAGAAAGCCCAGGAAGCCCAGGAGACAAACCGACCGAAACUGCAUCCCAGGCCAGCCCUGUGGGAAGAAAAUGGAAGUGGCACUAGGAUUUUUGGGAGCCAGGAAAUAGAAAACAACAAACCCCAAAUGAGCUCGCUGGAAGGAAACCAAGCCAGUAAAAAGCAGGUACCAAAGCAGGUGUCCAACAGGCAGGAGAAGAAGCAACAGCGGCUGGAGAAGAAGCGAAGGCAGGAAGACAGGCACCGGCAGAAAGUCCUAGGAGGCAAGAGCAACCUCUCAGACAAUAAUAAGAACGCCAUGGAGUCUGAGUCGCAGGUCACCCUGGUGAAGACCAUUGCUGCUCUCAACAUCUGACUUAAUGAUGUUUCCCCAUUUCUGAUGUGCGUGGGAAAGUGAAACUCUGGCCGCUGAACUUUGCACCCCAAAAGUACCCUCUUCAGAGCAAACACUUCGCCCCUGUCUGUCUUUGUGAACAGGGGUGUCAGAACACUGGUGUGGGAUGGCUGAGCAGUUCCUGUGCUGGAGCCUGGACAACAGAGGCCUUAGGGGUGGAAUCCCCAAUCAUGGAUCCUCUCACUGCAGAGCUCAUGGAAUUUGCUCCCGAAUCUUCCAUGGCCACUUCCCAAUUUGUCUUAUUUUUAGUGACCCCCACCUGCAGGAGGGUUAAAGGGUUUCUUUGCUCAGGAACACACCUUCUUUUUGGCAAAGUCAGGGAAAAAAGAAAACUGCUUCUGACUUACAUCCCAAAGUGAAAACUUAACUACCAAAGUUGGUACUGAGCCUGUUAGAUUGUUGUUUUCUCCCCACAAUCCCACUCCCCAUGGCAAUAUUGUUAAAUUCUAGACAAUGAUCAACCGUGCACUUUAGCCUACGGAAAUGAUGGUGGCUUGUGUCUGGGUGUGUGUGUGUGUGGUGGGUUGUGUGUAUAGUAGCAAAUUCUAUACAGACAGGCCGAUAGUGUAGAGAAACUUUUCCUAUCUGCGGCAGGGUUUGUUUGAUCAAUUACUCACCUGCACCCCUAGCAGGAAUAGGCCACAAUUGUGUCACAGCACUGGUUGGGCAGGUGUCCACCAUUACAGACUUGUAGGGGAAGGACCAGAUCUCAUCUUGUGCCUGCCCAUGUGGGAUUCUUAGUCCUGCCCCACUUAUGCAGGGAGAUGGGCUCCUCCUGUGGGGGUAUGAAGUGUCUGAGCAGCGCUACAUAAGUUGGAUUUCAACUGUGGCUACUUCACCGAUGAUGGGGAGGAAAUGAACAAGCCCCAUGCUUGCCAGCUUACUAGUAUGUGAUGCAAACAAGGCUGACCCAAAGUGUACUUUCAUCUUGAACAUUGGCAGUUUUGUUUCCUUGUGAAUGUCAUGGCCUUCAUCCAAACACACUUGCUACUCAAAGAAUUACUUCUUCAUCAUGUUAAAUUUAUGGACCCAAGAAAUUAUACUGGCAAACUUCCAAA